GAUUCCUCGUCGGUAACAAAAGUGGUUUUGGAUGGAUGUUAUGACUGGAGCGCCUUUGACCCAUUUUCAUAGUAUCUACGAAGCUUUAACUGAAGAAAGCUCAAAGGAACAUACUUCUUCUCAUCUAUUUGAUAAUCACUCAAGGAGAAUUCCUGCCUGCUUUGAGCAUUUAUUAGGGUUACCAGACGAUGCUUCCUUGAAAAGGAGUUUGGAAAUAGUUUCAGAGAGUAUUCCACAAGACUCACCUCAUCAUGCAGUUGCAUAUUUGUCAGUUUGCGAAAUGGCUUUGAAAAAGGCAAUAACAAAAGAUGGAGUAGUAGACAAUAGUACGGAAAGCAUUCGAAACUUGUUAGUAUUGAUGCGUCUGGCCCUACAAGAGUGCAGCACAGGACUUGUUGCUAAAAAAGGCCUCGAAUAUUUGCAAAUAAUAGAAACUUUAUUGGAGUCUCAAUCUUUUGAUUCAUUGGGCAUAGAGACUGGUGAAUUGUUGACCGAUAUUCUGUUUAGAAUUCGUGUUUCAGAUUGGUCUCAACCUCUAGUGCAACGUUGUAUACAGGGAAUGGUAACUUGUAGUGUUGUUAGUGGAGCAAAGGUAAGAAAGAAAAUGAUCACUUUAUUGAGAAGUUUGUAUGGAGGAGAAAAGGGUGCAAUUGCAGUUCAUACUUCUUCAACAGUUGCUUUUCUCAAUCAAACUCUAAAGUCUUCCAACCAUUCUUAUGUUUAUCGCUCAUUACAAUUAAUGCAAGUUAUUCUUCCAUUCUUUUCUCGAAAAGAUAUUUUGCAGUUGCUAGAGAAGUUGUUUUUGUUUGAAAAUGAAGAUGCCAUUUUGUGGCAACUCAACUAUGCAGUUGUUUCCUCCGUACUUCGUAUAGAUUAUGAACGUUCCAAAACAGCUGAGAAUGAAGCACAAAUGAACUUGUUGAUGGGAAAGAGACGUCUUGUAGAUAGUGAUAUUCAUGAACUAUAUAACUAUCUUUUGCAAAAAGGUUGUCCUUCUCAAAAGAUGGGUCUCUCAGUAAUAUUAGGCUAUGUUUGGUCUCUUUGUUUUGGAAUGGGUUGUUUGGAAAUAGUUCCCAAUAUAUCUUUGGUUUGUUCUGUGAUUCAAAAACUCUUGGAUAGUUUAGAAGUUUCUGUUUGGUUGGAGACAGCUGCACCAUAUCGCAUUUCUCAAGUUAUUGUUCGUUUCAUUGUUAUAUUGGGAGAAAAGUUUCCUUUUGUUUUAGCAUCCUCUUCCAUUUGCUCAAUCUUUUGUCAGUUAACGAAUGUGCGAUUUUCUUCCAUAUUUAUGUAUGCUUGCGAGAUUCUCAAUGAAUUGUUGACAACAUUGCUAAUGCACAGUAAGAACUCUCAUUCUUCAUCGGAGAGUAAGGAAGCAGACAGCAUCAUUCAGAUAUUGAAUCAUUUGGUAACCAUCCGAAACCAUUUGGAAUAUCAACAAAAGGACAAUACAAGUUUGCAACAAGUGCAUCAUAUAUUGCAAUGCUGUUUAAAGUGUGGAGGUGCAAAAUAUCUGUUGCGGAUGAUACCUCUUUGUCAAAAUGUUGAUGAUAUCCAUCACAUGUGGUUAUUCGAUAUGGUGUGUAAAUAUACUCGUCAAUCUUCAUUGCAACUAUUUUAUGUUCAUAUUCUACCCUUGUAUAAACUAUUUGCUGAGAAAGUCUAUCAAGCUACACAAAAGGGACUAGAAGUGGAAGCAAAGAAUUGGAGAAUGUAUCAAUUAUCAGUUUGGAAUGCCUUUGCUUCCUUUUGUAGAGAACCAGAUGACAUAAACGAUGGAUUGAUACAACUUCGUGAGCCUCUUAUGGAGGUUUUCAAAGGAAAGGAUAGCGAUGCACAGAUGGAAAUCGUUCGUGGAUUUCGUAACUUGUGUCAAAGUGUUGCAGAUGCUCAAACUUAUUCUCCAAUAUUAUCCAAUGCAAUGAAAGAGAUACUUCCUGUAUUGUUCCGUAUUUCAUUCGAAUGCCCUGUAGAGAAACGAAACCUCGUGUUAGAAACCGUAACAUUGGGUGCAAAAGUUUGUUCUUCUCAAAGCAUCAUUGCUGAUUACUUACGAAAGAUUAUGAAACGGCUAAUCGAUUCAGUUGCUACAAACACUGAUUCGAAUGAAGAUAACAAAGGUGCUAAUCAUCAAAGUAUUUGGUUACAGUUGGCUACUGCUUUGAUGGAAUCGCAUGUACUUCCAUUGGAUACUCCAGAAAUGCAAUUAUUGCAAAAGACAUUGUUAUCCAACUUGGCUGAAAGUCAUGAUGGAUUCUUACAAAAGAAAUCUUAUCGUGCCUUAUUGGAUAUGUUGAAAUUGGAAAAUGGUGAAGUUACAGCACCAAUUCUAGAACAAGUCACAGGUAGUCCCAAUAUAUGGUAUCUAUUUCAGAAACUCGUAACUGUACAAAAUUCUGUAACUGCAGGUGCUAGAGCGCUAAGAAUUGCGUCCAUGUCUGUUUGUCUGAAGAAGCUAAUUGUAGAACAAUUCAAAGAAGCACUACCGCAAGUUCUUACAGAAUGGAUUUUAUCCACCAGAGACCAGUCUGCAAAAGCAAGAAAUGCAGCUUUUCAAGCUAUUUUGGAUGCAAUUUCACGUUAUAGAAAUACUUAUUCCGUUGGAAAUCUGAACAAUUUAGCAGAACAAGAACAAUUGGGUUUGCAAGAGAUUUUUAGUAAGGUUAUUGCAGGACUGGCAGGUAAAUCAACAACCAUGCUAGCAGCUACAAUGGAUACUAUUGGAAGAAUUCUUUUUGAAUAUCGUGGAGAGCUUCAGUACAAUACCCAUUUGAAACAAAUGAUACUGCAGUUAUUUAUCAUUUCCACAGGUCCAGCUUCUGCUUCUUCAAAUGAAGAAGCAAAUUAUCCUGGCCCUGUAACUCUCUUAUUGCAACAUCCUAGCAAUGAGGUUGUUCGUUCAGCUUUAAAUCUUGUCAAGGUGUUAGUUACCAUCUUACGUGAUGAAAAUGAUCUACUUGUGGUUGCCGAUGCCAUUAUGAGUAGGCUAAUGGAUGUAUCCUUUGAUUCUAAGGAAGACUUGCGAAGAAGAGUGAAAGUAAUCUUGGAGAGACUGUUACGUAGAUGUGAGGUGACAAAAAUAGAAAGUAUUGUUCCUAAAGAGCACCAGCCAUUAUUUCAUCAUGUUAGAAAGACCUGGGAACGAAACAAACGGAAGAAGCGUCAGAACAGAGAAAACAAAGAGCCGAGUACUUGGGAUGAAGCUCUUCAAGACGAUGAUACUCAUUCAGCAGAAGAUGCAAAAGCAGAUCGUCGCAUAAAUGAAGAAGAGGAACCGUUGGAUAUCUUGAGCGCCAUGACUCAAGGCCAUGGAAGGAGCUUGAUGAAAAGGAAGAAGAUGGAAAUGAGAGACUCAAAAAGAGACAAAGAUGCAGUGCGGUACACGGAGACUGGACGAAUUAUUAUCAAAGAGGAAGAAGAAGAGGAAAAGAAGGAUAGAAAUUUGGUCAAUGUGGAAAGAGCACAUCAUGUCGAAAACUCAAAGUUGAAAUCUUCGUUAUCUCGUUCCAUUGGACAGAAGCGAAUAGGACAAGCAAUGGUAGACAAACAAAAACGGCAUAAAAAGUCCAAAGAGAUAGAGACUGGUGCCAGAUUUCGAUCCUCGAAAGCACAAGGAGAUAUACAAAGACCUGGAAUGCCCCAACCCUUUGCAUAUAUACCACUGCAUUUGGGUUAUUCUCAUGGCAAAAUGGGCGGGAAAUCCAAAGAAAAGAAAAAUGCAUGGCGCCAAAGUCGAAAAAAAUCCUUGAUAAGAACAUGAUUCAUAUUUGAAGAAAGAAAUGUGAGUUUGUUUGUGGGAAUGGCAUGAAACGUUAAAAGUAUUCCAUCUCGAUACGGAAAUGCUUAGUACAUGUCGUAUUAUGUAACGUAUUUUGAUAGGAACAAUAAUAAACAGACAAAACGAAUGUUACAUUUUUCUUGAUGAUU
Messenger RNA from Galdieria sulphuraria, 3924 nucleotides. RefSeq lists its product as uncharacterized. The transcript has 2 exons. NCBI's taxonomy places the organism in Eukaryota, Rhodophyta, Bangiophyceae, Galdieriales, Galdieriaceae. The record is from RefSeq and is a predicted model, not a curated record. The coding region runs from base 32 to 3757 and encodes 1241 amino acids.